This is a messenger RNA of Nerophis lumbriciformis (worm pipefish), 6875 nucleotides long. NCBI's taxonomy places the organism in Eukaryota, Metazoa, Chordata, Actinopteri, Syngnathiformes, Syngnathidae. The record is from RefSeq and is a predicted model, not a curated record.
GGGAGAGAAGUGCACAGAGCCAGACAUUGUAAUCGAUCAUCGAUAUGAUCGUCACCGGGUUAGCUUUAGCGGCUUGAGCAACAACAACCGUGACAGGACAGGAGGCUGUUUGGCGGCGCAGUAGCUAGCGACACAGACGUGAAACAGUCAAAGAACACUAUGGCUCAAGCGGAGGAUAUAUUUCUCAGGACGAAGCAUCGAACAUUCCGUGGACUUACUGAAGAUAUUGAGCAUGAGUGGACCGGCCCCUUCUACUUCAUUCAGGCUGCAGACCCACAGCUUGGCCUGAUGAAGGCCCAGAGAGAGGGCGACUGCGAUGGUGGCGGAGAUGAAUGGACAGAGGAAGUUGAUCUCACCAAACAAGCGGUGGCGGCCAUGAAUCAGCUCCGACCUCGGCCAAGGUUUAUGGUGCUGUGUGGAGACCUGGUGCACGCCAUGCCAGGCACCAUUUUUAGAGAUGAUCAGGAGCGAGACCUAAAGAUGGCAUUGAGUGGGACAGACCCUUCCAUUCCACUAGUAUUUGUCAGUGGCAAUCAUGACCUUGGAAACACCCCCACCCCAAAAACAGUGGCACAGUACUGCAGUGCAUGGGGUGAUGACUAUUUCAGCUUUUGGGUGGGUGGAGUGCUCUUCCUGGUUUUAAACUCUCAAUUGUUCUACGAUGCGUCCGCCUGUCCUCAGUUGAAGGAGUCCCAGGAAACAUGGCUUGAAGAGCAGCUGAGCAAAAUAUCAUUUUCCUCAAGUACGGCACCGAAACACAUCAUAGUGUUUCAGCACAUUCCUCUGUAUAUAAAGAACCAUGAUGAGGAAGAUGACUACUUCAACUUGCAGAGGGAAGUCAGGCAAAAACUGAUUGACAGAUUUAAAAAAGCUGGGGUGAAGGCGGUCUUCUCUGGCCACUAUCACAGAAAUGCAGGUGGCUGCAACGACGGCCUCGACAUGGUCGUGAGCUCUGCCAUCGGCUGCCAGCUGGGCGAGGACACGCACGGCGUCAGGGUGGUGGUCGUGACGGCUGAUCAGGUGAUCCAUCGUUACCACACCUUGGAUCAAAUGAAAAAAGAAGGGAUGGAUGAGGACCUCAGAAAGCUCCUACAAGCCUGAUGAUCUUAAAGGUCAAUUUUUUGUGUAAAUGGGAUUUUUUUAAUUAAGAUUUACCAGUUUAAAAACACAUUAUAUGACAGUGGAACCUCUAAUGUCGAACCCAAGCCAUUCCAGAACUCUGGUUGACUUUAUAUAUGUUCAGAUUUCAUUGUUUUCAGUUCAUACAUACUAAAAUACUCCGCUGUUGCUUUUUCUAAUAGAAAUUAGCGUACAGUUGGAACUUGUAUCUGUCAGUAGACUCCAUAUGGAAGCGCUAAAAACUACAACAUGGCUGACAGGGUGGAGACGCAGUCAAAGGGGGCUUGGCCUGAAGGAGGGCAUCGGUACAUAAACAAGACCGCCCACAAAACGACACAUUCUGGAGAGACAAUCAUAAAGCAGCUUGAAAAUGGUCUGUAAAAUAUAAGCUAUGCAAAAUGUGGACCAAAGAACCACCAUUGCAUGUUAUAUAGACCAGUGUUUCUUAACCAUAAGGCUAGGGCCCAUUGUUGGGCCGUGAGCGCCCUCUAGAGGGCCGCCAAAAAAAUAUUGGUUUCUCAGCCGUGCUAUGCUUGGACCGCCGCAGUUCUCAGUUGUAAUACACUUUUCCACCCCUUGUGGCAGUAAUGACAAUAUCAAACAGAAGAAGUCUGAAGCUGAAGUUAGAGAAGUUUCUUAAGCACUAACAAUUUGACUAAACUGGUGAAGCUGUAUUUUCAUUUGCACUUCAACUUUAUUGACAGAUUAGUUAAGAAACAUAUAUUUUACUAUUAAUUUAGUGAAUUUAUUUUAGCACUACAUAAUUGUAAGUAAAAUAACUUUUUCCUCAGUCAUUUAUGAGUCCCUUCCUUUGCAGUAUAUUUGGUUAGUACUUGUUUUUAUAAUCAGCUUGACUUAAGCCUAAGGUUUAUGUGUUAAAUGCAACAUAAUAUGUUGGUUUCCUAUCAUUUGACAAGGUGGUAAACUACAAGUAGGUUAGAUAUAAUUAUUGAAUAUGUAUAAAAUCAAGAGUACGAUUACUAAUUCAGUGUUAAUAUUUGACUGAGACCGGGGCCCCUCUGUGGUGGAAAAGUAGGAUUCUGGGGUCAAAAAGGUUAAAAACCCCUGAUGUAGACCAUAAAAAGUGUUUUAAAUGUACAAAACCCCAAACCAGUGAAGUUGGCACGUUGUGUAAAUUGUAAAUAAAAACAGAAUACAAUGAUUUGCAAAUCCAUUUCAACUUAUAUUCAAUUGAAUACACUGCAAAGACGAUAUACAACGUUCGAACUGGUAAACGUUGUAAUUUUUUGCAAAUAUUAGCUCAUUUGGAAUUUGAUGCCUACAACAUGUUUCAAAAAAGCUGGCACAAGUGGCAAAAAAACUGAGAAAGUUGAGGAAUGCUCAUCAAACACUUAUUUUGAAAAUCCCACAGGUAAACAGGCUAAUUGGGAACAUGUGGGUGUCAUGAUUGGGUAUAAAAGCAGCUUCCAUGAAAUGCACAGUCAUUCACAAACAAGGAUAGGGCGAGGGUCACCACUUUUUGAACAAAUGCGUAAGCAAAUUGUCGAACGGUUUAAGAACUGCAUUUCUCAACGAGCUAUUGCAAGGAAUGUCAGAGGAGGUUCAGAGAAUCUAGAGCAAUCAUUGCACAUAAGCGGCAAGGCCGAAAACCAACAUCUAAUGCCUGUGACCUUCGAUCCCUCAGGCGGUACUGCAUCAAAAAGCGACAUCAUAAUAAAUGAUAAAUGGGUUGUACUUGUAUAGCGCUUUUCUACCUUCAAGGUACUCAAAGCGCUUUGACACUACUUCCACAUUUACCCAUUCACACACACAUUCACACACUGAUGGAGGGAGCUGCCAUCCAAGGCGCUAACCAGCACCCAUCAGGAGCAAGGGUGAAGUGUCUUGCUCAGGACACAACGGACAUGACGAGGUUGGUACUAGGUGGGGAUUGAACCCAGGGACCCUCGGGUCGCGCACGGCCAUUCUUCCAUUGCGCCACGCCGUCAUCAGUGUGUAAAGCAGUGGUCCCCAACCACCGGGCCGCUGCCCGGUACCGGUCCGUGGAUCGAUUGGUACCGGGCCGCACAAGAAAUUAAUAAAAUAAAUAAAUACAUUUUAUUUUUUAUUAAAUCAACAUAAAAAACACAAGAUACACUUACAAUUAGUGCACCAACCCAAAAAACCUCCCUCCCCCAUUUACACUCAAUUCACACUCAUUCGCACAAAAGGCUUGUUUCUUUCUGUUAUUAAUAUUUCUGGUUCCGACAUUAUAUAUCAAUAUAGAUCAAUACAGUCAGCAGUGAUAUAGUCCGUAAGCACACAUGAUUGUAUUUUUUAUGGCGAAAAACAAAAUAAAAAUAAAAUACCAUACGUCCGUUGGACAAAUUUUCAAGCAUUGACCGGUCCGCAGUUGCAAAAAGGUUGGGGACCACUGGUGUAAAGGAUAUCCCCACAUGGGUUCAGGAACACUUCAGAAACCCACUGUCAGUAACUACAGUUUGUCGCAACAUCUGUAAGUGCAAGUUAAAAGCGAAAGCCAUUUAUCAACAACACCCAGAAACGCCGCCGGCUUCGCUGGGCCCGAGCUCAUCUAAGAUGGACUGAUGUGUUCUGUGGUCUGACGAGUCCACAUUUCAAAUUGUUUAUGGAACGUCGUCUCCUCCGGACCAAAGAGGAAAAGAACCAUCCGGACUGUUAUAGGCGCACAGUUCAAAAGACAGCCCAUGUGAUGGUAUAGGGGUGUAUUAGUGCCGAAGGCAUGGGUAACUUACACAUCUGUGAAGGCAACCAUUAAUACAGAAAGGUACAUACAGGUUUUGGAGCAACAUAUGUUGCUAUCCAAGCAACAUCUUUUUCAUGGACGCCCCUGCUUAUUUCAGCAAGACAAUGCCAAGCCACAUUCUGCACGUGUUACAACAGCGUGGCUUUGUAGAGUGUGAGUACUAAAUGUGUGGCGCAAUAUAAUGCGUAAAAUACGACAUUGGAGACCCCGCACCGUUUAACAACUUAAGCUGUACAUCAAGCAAGAAUGGGAAAGAAUUCUAUCUGAAAAGCUUCAAAAAUUAGUCUCAGUUCCCAAACGUUUACUGAGUGUUGUUUAAAGGAAAGGCCAUGUAACACAGUGGUAAAAAUGCCCCUGUGCCAACUUUUUUGCAAUGUGUUGCUGCCAGUUAAUUCUAAGUUAAUGAUUGUUUGCAAAAAAAAUUAAGUUUCUCAGUUUGAACAUUAAAUAUCUUGUCUUUGCAUUGCAGUGUAUUCAAUUGAAUAUAAGUUGAAAAUAAUUUGCAAAUUAUUGUAUUCUGUUUUUAUUUACGGUUUACACAACAUGCCAACUUCACUGGUUUUGGGUUUUGUAGAAUAAAAACCAUAAUAUAACCCCUUUAAGACUUAAUACAGCUGCCUUUGCGCUAGGUGCUUUUUUUUUAGCCACAAUUUACUGAGCAACCAAGACAACUUUUGUCACGUCAUUACCGCUACAUCAAAACACAACACACACUUUUUGAGUUGGAUCCUUUAUCUGCUUACCGUGCUGAGGUCUAACAGAAAUGUGCUGAUAGCAAUAUGUUUUUGUUUGUUCUUGUAUUGUUCUACGAAUGAGCUUUGAGCCUUUGGAGGGUUUGGCUUUUGAGGUUCCCCUGCUGUGAAUUAUAUUUCAGAGGAGUCAAAGUACAACUCAUUCAUCACGUUAUCUCAGAACAAGCUUGUUUUUUCAUAGUUGCAAUCGUGCUGGCUUCUUUUAUCUGUUUCUGCUAUUUGCCUUUCCCACCGUUAUAUCCGUCAUCCUAUGCAAGUUAAACACAGGUGCUUUUUAUGUCAUGAUAUUGCACGUUGUUUUGCCACUAUCAAGUGCAGCUCCCUCCUGUAUCGUACACUGUUUCGCAGCACUGUAAGUGUCAGUGUUCAUGUAUGUCCCCCCCUGGUGAAACUCACAGGAAUUGAGGAAACGCUGAAGUGACACGGAUGCAAUGUACUCGCAACACUAGCUAUCGAUGCUUCCUCUUUCCUCCUUUGCCGUGUGACGACAGAAUUAGGAACAAUUGUUCCAACGUUAAUGAAAAAUCUAGAUGUAGGAAUAUUGUAUUGAUUAUUAUAAGUCAUCACAGAUAACAUUAGGACUAUGCCCCCUAUGGGUAUUAGCAGAAUUUGACAAGACACAGAGCGAUCACAUCAAUCAAUCAAUCAAUCAAUGUUUAUUUAUAUAGCCCUAAAUCACAAGUGUCUCAAAGGGCUGCACAAGCCACAACGACAUCCUCGGUACAGAGCCCACAUAAGGGCAAGGAAAAACUCACCCCAGUGGGACGUCGAUGUGAAUGACUAUGAGAAACCUUGGAGAGGACCGCAUAUGUGGGUACCCCAGGGGUCAUUGCGUUUUUGUCUAUGCAAUUUUUGUGACACACAAUUAAAACGUUAGCAUUCAAAAUACAGCAGUUAAUGUAGUUACAGAAUAUUAGUGUGUGAUUGGUGGUGUUUAUCUUGCCACACUUAAAAAUCUCAACUGUCCACUUUGCAUGUUAACAUUAAAUGCAUCAUAAAAUAGCUGGUUUCAGGCUCCUAGUGCAAAUUUAAGCCACUUUUUUCCUCCAGCGUGUCUUUGUGGAAGCACGCACGUGUACAAAUGUGUUUUCUUUGUGACUUCCAAAUGUCUCAAUUCAAUUACGCACACAGAUACUCUCACAAUAACCCAGACUUAUUGGUAAAUAGUUCUCAUGGCAACCCUCUCGCUACACAUCUGUGCGUCUUGGAGAGGCCGCUAAAGAGCGUGUACAGUGUACAUCUGUGUGUAUGUGCGUCUGUCCGGGGUCCACUUAGUAUCAUAAAUGAUUUUCCAUUAGUAUCACUGCUACUGCCAGUCACAUCCUUUCCCCCCCCAAAAAAGGUGAUGGAGAGAGAGGAAAGUGAGCAUUUGGAAAGAAGUGACUAUGAGCAUAUUUUUUUGGAAGACCAUCUCUUUCGUUCCCUGCCGAAGCAAGAACUUUACAUCCUUAUCUGUAAUCAUAUUAUACAGUAGGAAGGGGAUUCAUUUGGCCCUUUUUGUCACGGUUUACCUGACACAUGAAACGUGACGAAUACCCUACUGUAGCACAAGUUUUAUUUAACCUGUGUAGGAGGUGUCGCACACAUUCGAAAUGUCUGCUUGGAUUGAUUGGCCAUACAGAACACCUGUGACCUGAUUAGUAGUAUUUUUCUAAUAAAUGUUGAUUUUAUCUAGCUGCUGCUUGUUGUGAUUACAAAAUGGUGUUUUGCAAUAUUUUCAAUGGAACAAGAAAAAUAUCUUGGUGGGUGACACUGUAGAUUUCAUAGUAGUCACUGACAUAGGCCUAAAAUGUUACCUUAUGUUUAAACUUUAAUGAAGGUACAACAUUUUAAUGAAGUUAUGACAUUUUGUAGUGUCAUGUACUACUUAGAAAAAGUUACGGAUACUGUAUUAAAAUUUUAUGAUGAACCUAUAAUAAACUAUAACCUUCACAGGUAAACUAAUUUGACCUCUAAAUUUUUUAAUGUGCAUGUCCACACUGCAAAUUAUUUGCCACUUGCCAAGAUUUAAAAAGAAAGACAAAUAUACAAAUCAUAAUUUAGGAUGCUAUGUCACGUAAAAUUAACUAGCUGCAUUGGACAGAUCAUUUCACAAAUUUUAAGUACUUUUUCUCCAAAAAUCUAGACUUUAUUGUAUUUUGUCAGUUUUUGUUGUUGUUUUUUGCAAUGCAACUGUUCAAUAUUUGAGUACAACUUAGCUUGAUGGCAAAAUUAACAAAAAUGUUAAUUUCGCUGACUAGUAAUUUUCAUCGUAAUUAUCGUCAACAACCCAUUUUUCC